Molecule: messenger RNA, 3922 nt
Organism: Quercus robur (English oak)
Lineage: Eukaryota; Viridiplantae; Streptophyta; Magnoliopsida; Fagales; Fagaceae
Product: ubiquitin C-terminal hydrolase 12-like
Exons: 32
Coding region: 185-3541 (1118 amino acids)
Biological process (GO): regulation of protein stability; protein deubiquitination
Cellular component (GO): nucleus; cytosol
Molecular function (GO): cysteine-type endopeptidase activity; cysteine-type deubiquitinase activity; protein binding
Source: RefSeq, a predicted model, not a curated record
CUUCUUUCUUGGCUCCCUCUCAUCGACCAGCUUCAUCUGGUGUGAUCUCUCUCUCUUCGCUUCGCACUCUUUCCCUCUUCUCUUCUCUUCCCCCUUUUCCCUUACUCUCUCUCUCUCUCUCUCGGGAAGGAAUUCCGCUUUCCUUCGAAAGCCACAGCAGAAACCUCAAUUCCCUUCUUCAAUCAUGACUGUCAUGACUCCUGCUCCUAUUGAUCAACAGGAGGAUGAGGAGAUGCUCGUGCCGCACUCCGAUUUAGCUGAGAACAAUCACCAACCAAUGGAUGUUGUAGCACAAACUGAAACUGCUAGUACUGUGGAGAACCAGCCAGUUGAGGAUCCUCCAUCAUCGAGGUUCACAUGGAGGAUUGACAACUUUUCUAGGCUGAAUGCGAAGAAGGUCUAUUCAGAAGUAUUUGUUGUUGGUGGUUUUAAAUGGCGUGUGCUUAUUUUCCCAAAGGGAAACAAUGUGGACCACUUGUCUAUGUAUUUGGAUGUUGCCGAUUCACAAAGUUUGCCUUAUGGAUGGAGUAGAUAUGCACAGUUUAGCUUGGCCGUGGUUAAUCAAAUUCAUCAUAAGUACUCAGUCAGAAAAGACACACAGCAUCAGUUCAAUGCGCGAGAAAGUGAUUGGGGCUUCACGUCCUUUAUGCCUCUUGGCGAACUAUACGAUCCUAGUAGAGGUUAUCUUGUCAAUGAUUCUGUCAUAAUUGAAGCUGAGGUUCUAGUUCGUAGGGUUGUGGAUUAUUGGACUUACGACUCAAAAAAGGAGACUGGUUAUGUUGGACUUAAGAACCAAGGAGCAACAUGUUACAUGAACUCACUUCUCCAAACUCUAUUCCAUAUUCCUUAUUUUAGGAAGGCUGUGUACCAUAUGCCUACAACUGAAAAUGAUUUGCCAUCAGCUAGCAUUCCUUUGGCUCUGCAGAGCCUAUUUUACAAGCUCCAGUACAGUGACAACAGUGUUGCAACAAAAGAGCUGACCAAGUCUUUUGGAUGGGACACAUAUGAUUCUUUUAUGCAGCAUGAUGUGCAAGAACUUAAUAGGGUUCUUUCUGAAAAACUUGAAGACAAAAUGAAGGGAACUGUUGUAGAGGGAACAAUACAGAAGUUAUUUGAAGGGCAUCAUAUGAACUACAUUGAAUGCAUUAAUGUGGAUUACAAAUCAACAAGAAAGGAAUCAUUUUAUGAUCUUCAGCUUGAUGUCAAAGGUUGUCGGGAUGUUUAUGCCUCAUUUGAUAAAUAUGUGGAAGUCGAACGUCUUGAGGGUGAUAAUAAAUAUCACGCUGAACACUAUGGAUUGCAGGAUGCUAAGAAGGGGGUGUUGUUCAUUGACUUCCCCCCGGUACUUCAACUUCAGUUAAAACGAUUUGAAUAUGAUUUUAUGCGGGACACGAUGGUGAAGAUAAAUGAUCGUUAUGAGUUCCCAUUGGAACUUGACCUUGAUCGGGAGAAUGGCAAAUAUUUAUCACCCGAUGCUGAUAGAAGUGUUCGUAAUCUUUACACGCUUCACAGUGUUUUGGUACACAGUGGCGGGGUGCACGGAGGACAUUAUUAUGCAUUUAUCAGGCCGACUCUUUCUGAUCAGUGGUACAAAUUUGAUGAUGAAAGGGUAACAAAAGAAGAUGUGAAGAGAGCAUUGGAGGAGCAGUAUGGUGGUGAAGAAGAGUUACCACAGACAAAUCCUGGAUUCAAUAACACUCCUUUUAAAUUUACCAAAUAUUCAAAUGCAUACAUGCUGGUGUAUAUACGUGACAGUGACAAGGACAAGAUAAUCUGUAAUGUGGAUGAGAAGGACAUUGCAGAACAUCUUCGGGAGAGGUUGAAGAAAGAACAAGAAGAAAAAGAGCAUAAAAAGAAAGAAAAGGCUGAGGCACACCUUUAUACUAUUAUAAAGGUUGCACGGGAUGAAGAUCUGGUAGAGCAGAUUGGUAGGGAUAUAUAUUUUGAUCUCGUGGAUCAUGACAAAGUCCGGAGCUUUCGUAUUCAAAAGCAGAUGCCGUUUAACCUUUUCAAGGAGGACGUUGCUAAGGAUUUUGGAAUACCAGUUCAAUUUCAGCGUUUUUGGUUGUGGGCAAAGCGUCAAAACCAUACAUAUCGCCCGAACCGGCCAUUAACGCCUAUAGAGGAAACUCAAUCUGUUGGACACCUGCGGGAGGUGUCAAAUAAGGUUCACAAUGCAGAACUUAAGUUGUUCUUGGAAGUAGAGCAUGGCCUGGAUUUACGCCCUAUUGCUCCACCUGAUAAGACAAAGGAUGAUAUUUUGCUUUUCUUCAAGCUAUAUGAUCCUGAGAAAGAAGAACUCCGUUAUGUUGGGAGGCUUUUUGUGAAGAGUACUGGUAAGCCAUUAGAAAUCUUAACAAAAUUAAAUGAAAUGGCUGGCUAUACUCCCGACGAAGAGAUUGAGCUUUAUGAGGAAAUUAAGUUUGAUCCUAAUGUCAUGUGUGAAUCCGUUGACAAGAAGUGCACGUUUCGAGCCAGCCAGCUUGAAGAUGGAGACAUCAUUUGCUUUCAAAAAUCUUCUCCAGUUGAAGGUGGUGAGCAGUUACGCUACCCAGAUGUUCCCUCAUUUAUGGAUUAUGUUCACAAUCGCCAAGUUGUUCAUUUUCGAGCUCUGGAUAAACCCAAGGAGGAUGAUUUCUGUCUAGAGCUGUCAAAACUUCAUACUUAUGACGACGUUGUAGAAAGAGUAGCGCAGCAACUUGGUUUGGAUGAUCCAUCCAAAAUCAGGCUUACCCCUCAUAACUGUUACUCUCAACAACCCAAACCUCACCCUAUCAAGUACCGGGGGGUAGAGCAUUUGUCUGAUAUGCUAGUCCACUACAAUCAGACUUCGGAUACAUUGUACUAUGAAGUAUUGGACAUCCCUCUACCAGAAUUACAAGGUUUGAAAACUCUGAAAGUAGCAUUUCAUCAUGCUACUAAAGAAGAAGUUGUGGUUCAUACUAUAAGACUGCCAAAACAGAGCACAGUUGGAGAUGUAAUUAAUGAUCUUAAAACAAAGGUCGAGUUGUCUCAUCCUAAUGCAGAACUUCGGCUGCUUGAAGUUUUCUAUCACAAGAUCUACAAGGUUUUUCCUCCUAGCGAAAAGAUUGAGAACAUAAAUGAUCAAUACUGGACAUUACGGGCAGAAGAGAUUCCAGAAGAAGAGAAAAAUCUUGGUCCUCAUGAUCGCCUAAUACAUGUGUACCAUUUCACAAAAGAUACAGCUCAGAACCAAAUGCAAAUUCAGAACUUUGGGGAACCGUUUUUCUUGGUCAUACAUGAGGGUGAGACUUUGGCUGAAAUUAAAGAGCGAAUACAGAAGAAAUUACAGAUUCCAGAUGAGGAGUUUGCCAAGUGGAAGUUUGCAUUUCUUUCUCUAGGUCGUCCAGAGUACCUUCAGGACUCUGACAUUGUGUCCAAUCGUUUUCAGAGAAGAGAUGUUUAUGGUGCUUGGGAGCAGUAUCUUGGAUUGGAGCACUCUGACAAUGCUCCUAAAAGAGCUUAUACGUCUAGUCAGAACCGUCACACAUUUGAGAAGCCUGUAAAAAUUUACAACUAGGAAAUAGUAUGUGAAAGUUCCUUCUUGCAUUGGGAUGACAACCCUCUACACAUUCAGGCUGAAAAAAUGGAAAAGCAGUGAAGGCAGCUCUGUUUAGGCAUCAAGUGAAGUUAGCAUCGAGGGUGGUGUCUGUGGGGUUUUGUUGUUGAUUUUAAUGUAAUUCUUUUUCCUAGUUUGAUGGGGAGGACUUUUUCCCAGAGUCAUUAUGUAUCUUCUACUCUCAACCACAGCCCCUUUGAGCUUCUAGUACUUCCGAUUUUUGGUGGAGGUUCUUCUUUGGGUGACAGGUCAGUGGCCUUCAUCAUGAAUUCUAUGUAACUGAACGGUACAUAUACAAGAUUUUUGAACUAGUGAAUGUAUACAGGGUAUAGUUGGGUGACA